Molecule: messenger RNA, 1615 nt
Organism: Dinoponera quadriceps
Lineage: Eukaryota; Metazoa; Arthropoda; Insecta; Hymenoptera; Formicidae
Exons: 4
Coding region: 108-842 (244 amino acids)
Source: RefSeq, a predicted model, not a curated record
UAUGACGACGUUUACAUAUGCGUUACACACUUAUAGAUUGCAACACAUAAAGGAUGUUCCUAAGUAAAAGUGCGUAUACUUAGCGUACUUAGCGAAACGAACAAUGAAUGCAAAAUUGCUUUCAUUGUUACAUUUUGGAAAAUUCGUAUGUCUCAACAAAUCCGAACAGAACGUUUCAGGCCGGUUUGCUGCAGAUCAACGCAUUAUCAGUCAGAACAUUAAUCUUAAAGGACAUGCGGUCAACUGAAAUAAAAACCGUGCAAGAACAAGUGGAAAGAAGUAUAAGAGAGCUCAAACAUUUCGAUAUGAAUAAAUCCGAGGUAUAUAACAAAAUCCUCGAAAAGUUUAUUGCACAAUCGAAGUAUUUACAUCACAUAAUCCAGAUGAGAAAUAUAAUAAACACUGUGGACGAACUGCAGUCGGAGGAAAAGAAACAGUGCUUGCAGGAUUAUUUAACGAUAUUAUUUGAUAUCGAGCAUAAUACGAUAGAGGACUUGCAUCAAUGUGUUUUAGACGUAUUACAUCACCUGGAAAAUGACCCCUUCAUCGAUCUACAUAUCCAAGGACAUGAAAUUUUAUGUAAUCUUAACAACAUGGACCCUGUCUUCGAGAAAUGUAGUGUUAACAACGAUCUUCUCGCUCAGCACGAAUGUAUAUCUGAAGAGUUACGCCUCUUCUGGGAAUUUACUAAUACCGUUAAUGAUGCCAAAAAAGAGGCGAAGAAAAGAACCGAAGAAAUUUAUCAACACUCCUUGAAUCGUAUGACCGAUGUUACCGAUCGGGCUUACAAGAUCGCCGAGGAAAUCAGAUCGAAAUGCCUCUCUAGCGUGAUUUACGAUUAGUACGCCAGCGUAAUGAUACAUUCGCCAAUCGCGACUUAUUUUUACUCGCUCAACUAUUUUUGGAGAAGCGUCAAGUAAGUAAGCGUCAAGUAAGUAAGCGUUCCGAGACACUGCCAGUCCGAAGAAGACAACAUCACAAUGACGCGUUUCGCCCAUAAAGGAAACGAAAUAGCUGACUGACAUAAUGCGUGUUUCAAUUUCAAUACCCUACGACCCCAUUGUGUUUCACAAAUCAAACAGUUUUAUUCAGCACUAUACCUUCCGCGAUAUCUAACAUUGCGUUGAACGUAGUAUUAUUGGGUAAUAUUCCAAAGAGACGUCGUAUGCGGAACAGAUAACCCAUAUAGCACAGGAAGAUUGCAGGAAUAUUAUAUGAGAUUACACUGAAACAUUGUAAUAUUCUAUAUAUGAUGCGAAAUGUUAUUGCAACCUUGCCGCAAAAUUGUAACAACGUUAAAAUGUCCACUCUCAGAAACACUGUAAUAAAAUAUUAUAGCAAUGUUGCAUUGCAACUGACUGCCUAUCUGUAAUUACGAAAACUGUUUCACGCUUCGUAUGUUUUUUUCGUAUCCCUGCGUGGAUUUGGUCUCGAACGGCGGCCAAAUGGUCUAUCCUAAUAUGUAUCCGAUGUCCUUGAUAAUCGGACGGUAGAUACCACGGCUGAGUCCAACGACUAUGACGAUAUCCUUGUCACCUCACCUCGUGUAACUCAAAGAGAGCGGAAAAGCCAAUGUGAUGUCAAAAUAUAAUCAAAUUCUAGUUCGCCAAAAUGA